Talaromyces proteolyticus is the source of this 912-nucleotide messenger RNA. RefSeq lists its product as uncharacterized. The record is from RefSeq and is a predicted model, not a curated record. The transcript has 2 exons. Gene Ontology annotation, molecular function: nickel cation binding. The coding region runs from base 1 to 912 and encodes 303 amino acids. NCBI's taxonomy places the organism in Eukaryota, Fungi, Ascomycota, Eurotiomycetes, Eurotiales, Trichocomaceae.
AUGAGCCGUGUGGAGCUCGAGAAAGAGAUAGUUGAACUUGAGCUUCGAUUGGAAAAUACUCGCAAUCGGUUGCAAAAUGGCGCAAAGCUCCCUGGCAAGAAUCCUUCAGCAGACUCGUCCAUCACAAGUACAUUUAACAGGAAAUCACAGCUUCCAUCAUUCGUGCAUUCCCUUCUGCUGAUAUGUGACUCGGCGUUGCCUCUCGGUUCCUUCGCCUAUUCAAGCGGUCUAGAAUCAUUCAUAGCGCACAACAAAGCUCUGCCGGUCCAGAAUGCGCAUGCCGCAUCAUUUAAAAGAUUUCUUAAGCUAUCCAUCACCUCAGUAUCCAGUACUUCUUUACCCUACCUCUUCGAAGCCUAUCGUUCGCCAGCAGAGCUUGAAAGAUUAGACAAUGAUCUAGAUGCUUCAACGCCUUGUACAGUAGCACGGCGAGCAAGUGUAGCGCAGGGCAGAGCACUUUUAGGCGUAUGGGAGAGGUCUUUUCGCGGUACAUACUUGCAACGCAGUCAUGCUGUCGAUUCCUCUCCUGCAUCUGCUGUGGCGGCUAUUGAAGGGUUUGCAGAAGCACUGAAAUUUGGCGAGAAUGAUGACGAAAGCUUAGGCCUAAGUGGACAUUUCGCUCCAUUAUGGGGUGUCUUGUGCUCUGCAAUGGGGAUUGAGAUUAAUCUAGCUGCUUAUACUUUCAUGCUGAAUCAUGCAAAAGCAGUCAUGAGUGCUGCUGUGCGUGCAUCUGUCAUGGGCCCUUAUCAAGCGCAGAGCAUUCUGGCCAGCGAAGACCUCUGUGAUUUGAUCAAUGAGCGGAUAGCGUAUGAAUACGACACCAAAACUGAAGACGCUGGUCAGGUUGCGCCAGUACUAGAUUUAUGGGUGGGGAGGCACGAAUUACUAUACAGCAGGAUAUUCAAUUCAUGA